CACAAUCGUAAUAAUAAUAAUAAAUAUUUCCUAAAGGGAGUUAAACGGCAAUGGCGUCGCUCUCUGUUCCCCUCAUCCCCUGCUCUUCUUCUUCCGCAUCUGCUUCUUCUUCCGCCUCCUCUUCUUUGUCUCCACUAAGCUUUAAUGGCGGCAGCGGCAUUCAUCAUUACUACCCUCACAACAACCACUGCCGCAAGAAGAAGUUCCUCGAAGCCGACGGCGUUUUUUCUUCAUCUCAUCAUUUCAGGAAAAGGAUAUCUGCAAAGCCCUUCGUCAGGAGGGGCUUAGUGGUCAAGUCUGCUGCUGCUGGAGCUGACUAUUACUCCACUCUUGGGGUUCCUAGAAGCGCCACCACUCAGGAAAUCAAGUCCGCUUACCGGAAGUUAGCUCGUCAGUACCACCCUGAUGUCAACAAACAACCUGGAGCAACAGAAAAGUUUAAGGAGAUCAGUGCUGCAUACGAGGUGCUAUCAGAUGACAAAAAGCGGGCUUUGUAUGACCAGUAUGGUGAAGCUGGAGUUAGAAGUACAGUAGGAGGAGGACAAGCUGGCCCUUAUACGACGAAUCCUUUUGAUCUGUUUGAGACAUUCUUUGGGCCUAGUAUGGGUGGUUUCCCUGGCAUGGACCAAGCUGGAUUUGGAACACGUCGACGUAGUACUGUUACAAAGGGUGAUGAUCUACGCUAUGAUAUGACAUUAGAAUUUUCGGCGGCUAUAUUUGGAGCAGAAAAAGAAUUUGAGCUUUCACAUCUUGAAACAUGUGAAGUUUGCACUGGCACUGGAGCAAAGAUAGGGUCCAAAAUGAGGAUAUGUUCAACUUGUGGUGGGAGGGGCCAGGUUAUGCGGACUGAACAAACGCCAUUUGGCAUGUUUUCACAGGUUUCUGUAUGUCCAAAUUGUGGAGGAGAUGGUGAAGUGGUUUCUGAAUACUGUAGGAAGUGCUCUGGCGAGGGGCGUGUUCGUGCUAAGAAAGAUAUCAAAGUUAAAAUUCCACCUGGGGUCAGCAAGGGCAGUAUUCUUAGAGUUGCUGGGGAGGGUGAUGCUGGGCCAAAGGGGGGCCCUCCAGGAGAUCUUUAUGUCUAUCUUGAUGUUGCGGAAAUACCAGAGAUACAACGAGAUGGCAUAAAUCUAGUUUCAACUGUUUCAGUUAGUUAUCUUGAUGCCAUAUUGGGUAGUAUUGUUAAGGUCAAGACAGUUGAAGGACAUACCGAACUGCAGAUUCCUCCAGGUACUCAACCUGGAGAUGUGCUUGUUUUGGCAAAGAAAGGAGCACCAAAGCUCAACAGACCAUCAAUACGUGGUGAUCACCUAUUUACAAUUAAAGUUACCAUACCCAAACGUAUUAGUGCCAAGGAGCGUGAACUGCUUGAAGAACUUUCUUUUCUGAAGGAUGGUUCCAGCAACCGUCCACGGACUCGGCCUCGAGCUCAGGAAGCUAGUAGAAGUAUAGAAAGUGAAAAUGGUUCUGUUACAGAGGAAGCUGAUGAUGUGGGAGAUCAUAAUGACAUUUGGAAGAAGUUAAAAGAUUUUGCUGGGUCUGUUGCAAACGGAGCUCUAAAAUGGUUCAAAGACAACCUCUAGUUGUUGAAUUUCACAGGCUUAGGCUUAGGUUUAGGCUUGGAACAAACAUAAAUUCAUGGCACAUUGCUGCUGGCAUCUGUUCCAUUUUGCUUCUAUGGAAAAGGGUGUCACAAAGGUCAUGCCUUGUGUUGCUAUUGGAGAGGUAAGUUUUUUGGAUCAUGUCGAAUCAAUUUUCUUUUUUCACUUUCUUUCCUAUUUUUCCACCUUUUAAAUCCGUAGCAUCUGCUUAUUGGGAUAGACUUUCAUAUUGAAGUGUAUCCACCUGUAUGCCAAGGGCACUUUGAAAUUGGUGCAUGUAAAUAUAAUUGAAUUUUAUGGAAUGAAUAAUAGUGUUGCAGCUUAAGAAUCUCUUCUUUUUUUUAAAAAA
Molecule: messenger RNA, 1947 nt
Organism: Diospyros lotus (date-plum)
Lineage: Eukaryota; Viridiplantae; Streptophyta; Magnoliopsida; Ericales; Ebenaceae
Exons: 11
Coding region: 51-1580 (509 amino acids)
Biological process (GO): protein refolding; response to heat
Cellular component (GO): cytoplasm
Molecular function (GO): heat shock protein binding; ATP binding
Source: RefSeq, a predicted model, not a curated record